Messenger RNA from Nestor notabilis (Kea), 2434 nucleotides. RefSeq names its product SHC (Src homology 2 domain containing) family, member 4 (gene SHC4). Gene Ontology annotation, molecular function: receptor tyrosine kinase binding. The record is from RefSeq and is a predicted model, not a curated record. Gene Ontology annotation, biological process: cell surface receptor protein tyrosine kinase signaling pathway; intracellular signal transduction. Lineage: Eukaryota; Metazoa; Chordata; Aves; Psittaciformes; Psittacidae. Gene Ontology annotation, cellular component: plasma membrane.
AUGAGAGAACGCAGCCAGCAGAGCCUCGGUGGACACGUCCUAUAUGUAGGGUUAUUCCGACAUCCAGGAAUGCUGCACAGGGCUAAGUACAGCCGAUUCAGGAAUGACUCGAUAACAUCCCUUGAUGAAGGUACACAAAAUACGUCUUUAAAUAUUAAAGGUUCUUCCUCCUCUUCCCAUUCUUCAUCACCUAAUUUACUGGCGGAAGAUGUCUCCUUGGGGCCACAGGACACCUGCAGCACUCUGUGCACGCUGAUCCCCCGCAUGGCUAACAUUAAACUUGCCAACCCGUCAAGUCUGCCGGGGCUGAAAAGCUUCUGUCUGGGAAUGAAAGAGGUGCCACGGAUUAAGCUCACGGAGUGUGUUACCAUCCCGAGCAGCCCAACCUCGCCUGAGAUCAGCUGCCUGUCGGCCUCUUACCCACAGCCUGACCUGGACAAACUGGCCCUAAUCCCAAAGGCAGCGGGUGACUGUGCCAUGCGGGGAGCAGAGGAGGCCGCUCCCAUGGGCAGGCAGGACAGGAGCCUUGCACAGAGCCGUGAAAGCGUGGGGGAGCCGGGAACAACCUACAGCGUGCGGUACAUGGGCUGCAUUGAAGUGCUGCAGUCAAUGAGGUCCCUGGACUUUGGCACACGAACGCAAGUAACCAGGGAAGCAAUAAGCCGGCUGUGCGAAGCUGUAUCAGGUACAAAUGGAGCUAUAAAAAAGAGGAAGCCUCCAGUGAAGUUUCUGUCUUCUGUACUUGGCAAAAGUAACCUUCAGUUUUCUGGUGUGAAUAUAAAGCUGACCAUUUCAACAAGCAGCCUCACCUUGAUUAAUGUUGACACGCAGCAGAUUAUUGCCAACCAUCACAUGCAGUCCAUCUCAUUUGCUUCUGGAGGUGACCCAGAUACAACAGACUACGUUGCAUAUGUAGCAAAAGAUCCUGUUAAUCAGAGAGCAUGCCACAUACUGGAAUGUCCCAACGGGAUGGCACAGGAGGUGAUAAACACCAUAGGGCAGGCUUUUGAGCUCCGGUUCAGACAGUACCUGAAGAACCCCUCUAGCCUGGUUACGUCUAAUGAAAGCGACACAGCAAAUGCUAAUGGAUCAGCUGGGAAUUCGCAGGAGAGGGAGGAUCAUGAAUAUUACAACGAAAUUCCAGGGAAUCCCACUGGUGGAGUAUUAGACAUGCGAAUGAAAGUGCAAACAGACCAAAGGGCUAACUGUCUUACACAGUGCAAAAAGCAGUAUUGCUUGACAGGCAGCCCAACAUUCAUCAAUAUAUAUGAAAAUUGUCCAGAAGAAAACAAAACUGUGGGUAACUGUGUUGAAAGAUCACAGAAGACAAAAAAAGAGGCAACAUUAUUGAAGCCUGCCUACAAAACAGAUCUUUUUGAUGAUCCGUGUUACAUCAACACUCAGACCCUGCAGUCUGCAGUCUGUACAGCCCGCGGUACAGCAACAAUACAGACCCAUGGGAGCCCACUGCGUCAGGCCAAGUCACCGGAAGCUGUUCAGCAGAGUGCCACAAGCAACACAGCUGGUCUCUGUGUUCUGCCACAAAUAAAGCAGCAGCUAAAGAAUGAAGACUGUUACCAUGGCAAAUUAAACAGGAAAGCAGCAGAGAGCCUCUUAGUCAAUGAUGGGGAUUUUCUGGUGCGAGAGAGCACAACGUCACCUGGUCAGUAUGUCCUCAGUGGACUUCAGGGAGGGCAAGCAAAGCAUCUGCUUUUGGUGGACCCUGAGGGCAAGGUGAGAACCAAGGACCAUAUAUUUGAUAGUGUGGGUCAUCUUAUUCAGUAUCACAUGGAAAAUAAUUUGCCAAUCAUCUCGUCUGGAAGCGAAGUAAGCUUGAAGCAGCCUGUGAGGAAAGAGAGUAAUGCAGGACACAUGCAGUAUCACAAAUAAUCCCUUGGAUCUCACAAAUCCCAAGACAAUUCAUGUCUGAAAACUGCUGAGAACUUUCUAUUAUGAAGACAAUUCAAAAGAGUAGAGACUGCACUUUCUGCUGCUGUUCCAGAAGACCCUUUUGUGUGUGUAUGUAUGAAUAUAUGUAUAUGUGUAUAUCUAUGUAGAUCUGUAGAGAUCGACAGGCAUAGUUAUAUAGAUAUAUAUAAUCUUAAUGAAAUUACACCUUCAGAGUGGGAGAUUCAUUUGUGAGAAGGUAUUUUAGACAUGCACAAAUGUCACUUUCAAGGUCAUACUGAAUCAGUAACUAUUUAAAAGCACAAUUAAACCUCUACAUGCAAAUGCUCACUUGAACGAACUGCUGGAACAUUAGUAUGUGCCUUUUAGCAUAGGAUUAUUGGAAACCAAUAUUAUUUAUACUGAAUUAGUUUUGGGUGGUUAAACAAACAUGUCUACGCUGUUAACUAUUUGCCAAAACAUGUACAAUUUGAAUAUUACUAAAAUGUCAUCUGCUUUCGAUAGACACUAACAAUUUAAUUUUGCU